AUGAGCUCGGCCAAGCGCACGGUCACGACGGCCGACAAGACGCCGACGCCGCUGCAGGUGCUCACGGUGGCACAUCGCAGCGCGCAGUGUCCGGGCAGUUCAACGGCGUGCAUUGUGCAGUUAGAGGAUCUGUCGCUGCGGGCGAUCAACUUGGGCGACUCGGGCUUCUUGCUGUGUCGGUUGCAGCCGGAUGAGAAGCAGGGAGGCGAGGUGAGGUGGCAGGUCGUCCAUGAGACGCCCAACCAGUGCCACUACUUCAACUGCCCGUACCAACUGGGAUUUGGCGCCAAUGGAGACAAGAGGUGUACGAGCUCGAGACCCAGGAAGGCGACGUGA
Phytophthora sojae is the source of this 336-nucleotide messenger RNA. RefSeq lists its product as hypothetical. Bases 1 to 336 code for a protein of 111 amino acids. The transcript has 4 exons. The record is from RefSeq and is a predicted model, not a curated record. NCBI's taxonomy places the organism in Eukaryota, Oomycota, Peronosporomycetes, Peronosporales, Peronosporaceae.